GGCCCGGAGCAUCAACGCCAUGGAUAUACUGCGUUGGUGCUUAUCAGAAAAGCUAGGGUUUCACUGCAACUGUUCUCUCAUCCCCCUCACUCCCAGUCCCAGGAAUUGAAAGACAUGAAUAAUCAGAGACCUGCUCAGGCUCGACCUGUCAUGGAUUUUUCUCCUGGUUCACGCCAGCCGAUGAUCAACAAAAUCAUGGACAAGUUGAAGAAACAUGUUCCUGUUUCUAGACCAGUGGAACUGAAUGAGCUAAGGAAAGCUGCUGAAAGGUUUGAAAACAAGAUUUAUUCUGCUUCAAGAUCGCAGCUUGAGUAUAUCCGGAAACUAUCUUUGAAGAUGCUGGAAUUGGAGACAAAAUCUUUUAAUGUUGCAAUCAAUUCUCUGCCAUCCAGCCCUGCUGCUCGCAGCCGACAAUCCCUCAGAUCCAGACUCUGAGGCUGGAAAAUGGAGUUGGUUGGAAGUUGCUGCUAUCAUCGUUCUUUCAUAGGUCUACUAUGAUUUGGAAAUUUGCAAAUGUAGAAUCUAAGUAACAACUCGGUCUAUGCAUGAUGUGAUUUCUGGAUAAAAUGUUGAUAUGAUGUUUGAAUUUCAAAUCUUUUGUAUUGGAAUGUUAGAUAUGUAGUUGGAAGGUGAUAUGGAAUAUUACAGUUUUGACUAA
Molecule: messenger RNA, 658 nt
Organism: Vitis vinifera (wine grape)
Lineage: Eukaryota; Viridiplantae; Streptophyta; Magnoliopsida; Vitales; Vitaceae
Product: mediator of RNA polymerase II transcription subunit 15a
Exons: 5
Coding region: 115-435 (106 amino acids)
Biological process (GO): regulation of DNA-templated transcription
Molecular function (GO): transcription coregulator activity
Source: RefSeq, a predicted model, not a curated record